Molecule: messenger RNA, 1047 nt
Organism: Drosophila navojoa
Lineage: Eukaryota; Metazoa; Arthropoda; Insecta; Diptera; Drosophilidae
Biological process (GO): regulation of transcription by RNA polymerase II
Cellular component (GO): nucleus
Molecular function (GO): DNA-binding transcription factor activity, RNA polymerase II-specific; zinc ion binding
Source: RefSeq, a predicted model, not a curated record
UUGAUAUAUUUCAAAACAAUAAUACCAUACAGUCAAAUCAUAUUAAUAUCAUAUUAUGGCAGCAAAUGAAUUGUUAAUGGACAUUGGAGCCGUAUGUCGAGUUUGCUUACAGGAUAGUGAUACACAUAUGGUUUCCAUUUACGAGCGAGACGAGGAACAACGCGGACUAUCUAUUUGCGAGAAAAUUGAAAAUUGCAGUGGCAUUAAAAUAGUACGCACUUCUGAGCUACCAUCUCGCAUCUGCCUGAAAUGUCGCGCAUUUUUAACGUUGGCACACAAAUUUCGACAGAUUUGCCGCCACUCAGAUAUUUUCCUGCGUGAAUACAUUUGCAAAGACGUGAGAGAGGAGGACGCAGUGCACCAGGUUAUAGAAACACCAUCCACCCAAACAUACGAGGACGUCGAAGUGGAGGUACUGGAGGAAGGUAUUUGGUGCAAUGAUGAAAUAAUUGAAGAACCUCCUGCUGCUCAAGAUGAAACAAGUACCAUAUUAGUGCCCACUGAAGAAGUAGUAACCACGCAUGUUUCGACAUCCAAAUCACAUGUGUGUGACGUUUGUGGUAAUAGCUAUCCACGUAAGAGUACGCUGGACACGCAUAUGCGACGACACAACAAUGAUCGCCCAUAUGAAUGCGAAGUCUGCAAAAAGUCUUUUCACGUAAACUACCAGCUAAUGCGCCAUAUACGCCAGCACACAGGCGCUCGACCUUAUAGCUGCGAAUACUGUCAGCGAAGCUUCACGGAUCGUACGUCUUUGGUCAAGCAUGAACGCACCCAUCGAAAUGAACGACCCUAUUCUUGCGACUUGUGUGGAAAAUCUUUCACAUAUGCCAAUGUGCUCAAAGUGCACUACAAAACGCAUACCGGCGAGAAGCCACAUCUGUGCAGACUAUGUAACAAAAGCUUUGCACGCAAUCACAAUCUGGUCGCCCACUUACAGACACAACAGCAUAUCAACGAUCCCCGUGCCGCGGCCUAUUUACAAACACUCAAAGCCAUCACCAAUGUAGCUGCAGAAAAUGGCUGAGAGGUGUUAAAAGUCUGCAA